CCCGGGCUGGCUCGCGCGGGGGGUAUGAUGACCCGGCGGCGGGGCCCCGGAUCUCGUCUCCUCCGCCGCCUCCUCACGGCAGCCCCAGCUCGUGGCUGAGAACCAGACACACCGGCGGUAUGGCAUCACAGCUGCAGGUGUUUUCCCCCCCAUCAGUGUCGUCGAGUGCCUUCUGCAGUGCGAAGAAACUGAAAAUAGAGCCCUCUGGCUGGGAUGUUUCAGGACAGAGCAGCAACGACAAAUAUUAUAGCCACAGUAAAACUCUCCCAGCCACACAGGGACAAGCCAACUCCUCUCACCAGGUAGCAAAUUUCAACCUCCCUGCUUACGACCAAGGCCUCCUCCUCCCAGCUCCCGCAGUGGAGCAUAUUGUUGUAACAGCCGCAGAUAGCUCGGGCAGCGCUGCUACGUCAACCUUCCAAAGCAGCCAGACCCUGACUCACAGAAGCAACGUUUCAUUGCUUGAGCCAUAUCAAAAAUGUGGACUGAAAAGAAAAAGUGAGGAAGUUGACAGCAACGGUAGCGUGCAGAUCAUAGAAGAACAUCCCCCUCUCAUGCUGCAAAACAGGACUGUGGUGGGUGCUGCUGCCACGACCACCACUGUGACCACAAAGAGUAGCAGUUCCAGUGGAGAAGGGGAUUACCAGCUGGUCCAGCAUGAGAUCCUUUGUUCUAUGACCAACAGCUAUGAAGUCUUGGAGUUCCUGGGCCGGGGAACAUUUGGACAGGUGGCUAAGUGCUGGAAGCGGAGCACCAAGGAAAUUGUGGCUAUUAAAAUCUUGAAGAAUCACCCCUCCUAUGCCAGACAAGGACAGAUUGAAGUGAGCAUCCUUUCCCGCCUAAGCAGUGAAAAUGCUGAUGAGUUUAAUUUCGUCCGUUCUUAUGAGUGUUUUCAGCAUAAGAAUCAUACCUGCCUUGUGUUUGAGAUGCUGGAGCAGAACUUAUAUGAUUUUCUAAAGCAGAACAAGUUUAGCCCACUGCCACUCAAAUACAUCAGGCCAAUCUUACAGCAGGUGGCUACAGCCCUGAUGAAGCUCAAGAACCUUGGUCUGAUUCACGCUGACCUUAAGCCUGAAAACAUAAUGCUGGUGGAUCCAGUGCGCCAACCCUACCGAGUGAAGGUCAUUGACUUUGGUUCUGCUAGUCACGUUUCCAAAGCUGUGUGCUCAACCUACUUGCAGUCACGUUACUACAGAGCUCCUGAAAUUAUUCUUGGAUUGCCAUUUUGUGAAGCUAUUGAUAUGUGGUCACUGGGCUGUGUGAUAGCCGAGCUGUUCCUGGGAUGGCCUCUUUACCCUGGUGCUUCAGAAUAUGAUCAGAUUCGUUACAUUUCACAAACACAAGGCCUGCCAGCGGAGUAUCUUCUCAGUGCAGGGACAAAAACAACCAGGUUUUUCAACAGAGAUCCUAAUUUGGGGUACCCACUGUGGAGACUAAAGACACCUGAAGAACAUGAAUUGGAGACUGGAAUAAAAUCUAAAGAAGCUCGGAAGUACAUUUUUAACUGUUUAGAUGACAUGGCUCAGGUUAACAUGUCUACAGACUUAGAAGGAACAGACAUGUUGGCAGAGAAGGCGGAUAGAAGAGAAUACAUUGAUCUCUUAAAAAAAAUGCUAACAAUUGAUGCAGAUAAGAGAAUCAACCCUCUGAAAACUCUUAACCAUCAGUUUGUGACCAUGACUCACCUUCUGGAUUUCCCACAUAGCAAUCAUGUUAAGUCUUGUUUUCAGAACAUGGAGAUCUGCAAGCGGAGGGUUCACAUGUAUGAUACAGUGAGUCAGAUCAAGAGUCCUUUCACUACGCAUGUUGCUCCCAAUACAAGCACAAAUCUAACCAUGAGCUUCAGCAACCAACUCAAUACAGUGCACAAUCAGGCCAGUGUUCUAGCUUCCAGUUCUACUGCAGCAGCUGCUACUCUUUCUCUGGCUAAUUCAGACGUCUCACUGCUAAACUACCAGUCUGCUCUGUACCCGUCGUCUGCUGCCCCACCGGUUGCUGGAGUUGCCCAGCAGGGGGUUUCCUUGCAGCCUGGAACCACCCAGAUUUGCACUCAGACAGAUCCAUUCCAACAAACAUUUAUAGUGUGUCCGCCUGCUUUUCAAACUGGGCUACAAGCAACAACAAAACAUUCUGGAUUCCCUGUGAGGAUGGAUAAUGCUGUCCCCAUUGUACCCCAGGCACCGGCUGCUCAGCCACUACAGAUUCAGUCAGGAGUUCUUACACAGGGAAGCUGUACACCACUAAUGGUAGCAACUCUCCACCCUCAAGUAGCCACCAUCACACCGCAGUAUGCGGUGCCCUUUACUCUGAGCUGCGCAGCCGGCCGGCCGGCGCUGGUUGAACAGACUGCCGCUGUACUGCAAGCUUGGCCUGGAGGAACGCAGCAAAUUCUCCUGCCUUCAACUUGGCAACAGUUGCCUGGAGUAGCUCUCCACAACUCUGUUCAGCCCACAGCAGUGAUUCCAGAGGCCAUGGGGAGUGGCCAGCAACUAGCUGAUUGGAGGAACGCCCAUUCUCAUGGCAACCAGUAUAGCACUAUCAUGCAGCAGCCAUCCCUGCUGACGAACCACGUGACGCUGGCCACUGCCCAGCCCCUGAAUGUUGGUGUCGCCCAUGUUGUCAGACAGCAACAAUCUAGUUCUCUCCCUUCAAAGAAGAAUAAGCAGUCUGCUGCAGUCUCAUCUAAGUCCUCUCUGGACGUUUUACCUUCUCAAGUCUAUUCUCUGGUUGGAAGCAGUCCCCUUCGUACCACGUCUUCUUAUAAUUCCCUAGUCCCUGUGCAAGAUCAGCAUCAGCCCAUCAUCAUUCCAGACACUCCCAGCCCUCCUGUGAGUGUCAUCACUAUCCGCAGUGACACUGAUGAAGAAGAGGACAACAAGUUCAAGCCCAAUAGCUCUGGCCUGAAGCCAAGGUCCAACGUCAUCAGUUACGUCACGGUUAAUGAUUCUCCAGACUCCGACUCUUCCUUGAGCAGCCCGUAUUCCACUGAUACCAUGAGUGCUCUCCGGGCCAAUAGCGGCCCUCUUCUGGAGGGGCCUGGCAGAGUCGUGGCAGAUGGCACUGGUACCCGCACCAUCAUUGUGCCUCCACUGAAAACUCAGCUUGGUGACUGCACUGUAGCAACCCAGGCCUCAGGUCUCCUGAGCAGUAAGACCAAGCCAGUGGCCUCAGUGAGUGGGCAGUCGUCUGGAUGCUGCGUCACCCCCACAGGGUAUCGAGCUCCACGCGGGGGGACCAGUGCAGCGCAGCCACUCAACCUUAGCCAGAAUCAGCAGUCAUCGACCGCUCCAACCUCGCAAGAGAGAAGCAGCAACCCUGCCCCCCGCAGGCAGCAGGCAUUUGUGGCCCCGCUGUCCCAAGCCCCCUACGCCUUCCAGCAUGGCAGCCCACUACACUCGACGGGGCACCCACACUUGGCCCCAGCCCCUGCUCACCUGCCAAGCCAGCCUCACCUGUAUACGUAUGCUGCUCCUACCUCUGCAGCUGCAUUGGGCUCCACCAGCUCCAUUGCUCAUCUUUUCUCUCCCCAAGGCUCCUCAAGACAUGCUGCAGCCUACACCACCCACCCUAGCACUCUGGUCCACCAGGGCCCUGUCAGCGUUGGGCCCAGCCUCCUCACUUCUGCCAGCGUGGCUCCCGCUCAGUACCAACACCAGUUUGCCACCCAGUCCUACAUUGGGUCUUCCCGAGGCUCAACAAUUUACACUGGAUACCCUCUGAGUCCUACAAAGAUCAGCCAGUAUUCCUACUUGUAGUUGGUGAGCUUGUGAGAGGAGGGGCCGUGGCUGCCUGGCCCUGGCCCUACGUUAAUGGACUCUGGUGAGCUCCUCUCUUACCCUCUUCAAACUCCUUAGCCAGCAAUUUGUUGUGCAGGGGCCCACUGAAGCAGCAGCUUUUUCUCUGGGAAACCUGUCUCAGUGUUGACUGCAUUGUUGUAGUCUCCCGAGUCUGCCCUGUUUUUUAAUUAUUUUUGUGACAGCAUUUUUGGUAUAGGGAAGCAUUCAGAUGCCCUUCUGCAUAAUCGCCAAGGGAGAGAGACCGUUCUGAAGUUACCCUUUAAAGAAUCUUUUGUGUCUCUGACUUGAUGUCUAUAAAUGCUUUU
Chrysochloris asiatica (Cape golden mole) is the source of this 4102-nucleotide messenger RNA. RefSeq names its product homeodomain interacting protein kinase 1 (gene HIPK1). Gene Ontology annotation, biological process: peptidyl-serine phosphorylation; smoothened signaling pathway; intrinsic apoptotic signaling pathway in response to DNA damage by p53 class mediator. Gene Ontology annotation, molecular function: protein serine/threonine kinase activity; protein tyrosine kinase activity; ATP binding. The record is from RefSeq and is a predicted model, not a curated record. The transcript has 16 exons. The coding region runs from base 120 to 3755 and encodes 1211 amino acids. Gene Ontology annotation, cellular component: cytoplasm; nucleus; PML body. Lineage: Eukaryota; Metazoa; Chordata; Mammalia; Afrosoricida; Chrysochloridae.